AUGGCUUGGUUUAGUGGGAAGGUCUCGUUAGGGAACUUCCCGGAUUUAGCUGGAGCAGUUAACAAGCUCAGUGAGAGCGUUAAGAACAUUGAAAAGAAUUUUGACAGUGCCCUUGGAUUUGAAGACAAGGCUGGUGGUGGUCCUAGCUCCACUUCCUCUACUGAAGCUUCAGGGUUAUGGCCUUCCGAUUUGAUGGCGUUUAUGGGACAGAAAGGUGAGGAUGGAACUGCUGAGUCUAUGGAAGUACUUCAAACUUCUAGUCCUCAGCAUUCAUCCUCUUCUAAAGAAAAGGAAGGGACUGAGGCUGGUAAUUCAGCUGAUUCUAUCAACAAACAUUACCAGUAUGUUAGAGAAGAGAAUGCAGAAUCUUUAAAGCCUGAAGAGCAUGAAGAUCUCCAUGAGGGAACAAACAUUGAAGCCUUGAAGGAGGCUAAUAUCACUGCCGAAAAAUCUGUGGAAACAAAUAUUGAUAUGCAUGAGCAUGCAGAUGUUUCUGACAAACCCCUGGAAACCAAUAUUUCAACUCCUGAGGAUGCAGAAAACAUUGGUGAAAAAUCUGCAGCAACAAAUAUUACAAUAUCUGAUGAUCCACAACCAGGGUCAAUACAGAAUCAUGUUCUCAGCAGGGAUAGCUCAGAAGCUGAACCUUUAGAAAAGUGUGAAUCAAUACAAGAUGAGUCAACAAGUUUCUCAGACCAGGUUGUAAUGGCCUCUGAACUAAAUGAAGUGCACCAAGCUCCUGAUUUACAAAAAGAUGAUGAUGGACCAAAGACAGAGUCAGCAGAUACUUCACAAGAAGUUUCUGCAGUUGAAGUGGUGAAACCUUUAUAUGAUGGCCAAACUGGAUCUGAAACACUUGAGACGACUGAAGUUGCUGAAGAAGGCCAACUGCAUUCAUUACAAAGUUCAGAUGAUGUUGCUGCUGUGAUGGUUCCUGAAGUAGUUUCAGAGAAAGACAAAGAAAAUGCUGACAUUCAUAUAAAGGAACAGCAUCCGAUUUCAGAAAGCAAUUCAUCUAGCAAUGCAGAUUCUAAGGUAGAACUGGAGAAGGUGACUAGAGAGAUGAAAAUGAUGGAGACUGCACUCCUAGGAGCUGCUCGACAAGCUCAGGCAAAAGCUGAUGAAAUUGCAAGGCUAUUGAACGAGAAUGAGCAACUGAAGUCUAUAAUUGAGGAUCAGAAGAGAAAACCAAAUGAAGCAGAUAUUGAGUCUCUACGAGAAGAGUAUCAUCAAAGGGUCUCAACUCUUGAAAGAAAGGUUUAUGCUCUCACAAAGGAAAGGGAUACAUUACGUAGAGAGCAAAAUAAGAAAAGUGAUGCUGCUGCUCUUCUGAAAGAAAAAGAUGAAAUAAUCACCCAAAUUAUGGCAGAAGGGGAAGGGCUUUCAAAGAAACAAGCUGCUCAAGAAUCUCAAAUUAGGAAACUUCGGGCACAGAUCAGGGAGUUUGAAGAAGAGAAGAAAGGAUUGAUGGCCAGGCUACAGGUUGAAGAGAAUAAGGUAGAGAGUAUAAAGAGGGAUAAAGCAGCCACAGAGAAAUUACUACAAGAAACAAUAGAAAAAAGCCAGGCUGAACUUGCAACACAAAAAGAAUACUAUACAAAUGCAUUAAAUGCAGCCAAAGAAGCUGAAGCAUUAGCAGAAGCACAAGCUAACACUGAAGCCAGAACUGAAUUAGAGACCCGUUUAAGGGAGGCUCAAGAACGUGAAGUUAUGCUAGUUCAAACUCUAGAAGAGUUAAGGCAAACUUUAAGCAGAUCGGAACAGCAGGCGGUUUUUAGAGAAGACAUGCUUAGGAGAGACAUUGAGGACCUUCAAAAACGAUACCAAGAAAGUGAGCGUAGAUGUGAAGAGUUGGUCAUGCAAGUUCCUGAUUCCACUAGACCUCUUUUGAGGCAAAUAGAAGCCAUACAGGAAGCAACAGCUAGAAGAGCAGAAGCUUGGACAGCUGUCGAGAGAUCACUGAACUCACGCCUUCAGGAAGCGGAGGCCAAAUCUGCAGCUGCAGAGGAAAGGGAGCGUUCUGUAAACGAACGCCUGUCCCAAACAUUAUCUCGUGUAAAUGUUCUUGAAGCUCAGAUUUCAUGUUUAAGAAGUGAGCAAACGCAACUUACUAGGUCACUUGAGAAGGAAAGACAGAAAGCAGCAGAAAGUCGACAGGUGUACUUAGCACUAAAAGAGGAGGCAGAUACUCAUGAAGAUCAUGUGAAUCAACUUGAAGAAGAGAUAAGGGAACUCAAGAGAAAGCACAAGCAAGAGCUCCAAGAAGCAUUGACCCACCAUGAACUUCUUCAGCAGGAUAUAGAACGCGAAAAAGCUGCACGUUUGGAAUUAGAAACAACAGCUCGCCUUCAGUCUUCUAUUGUUCCUGAACAAAGUCCAAUAGCCAGAACUAAAUCUUCCUAUGAAAAUGGAUUAAGUCGCAGACUUUCAAAUGCUAGCAGUUUAGGCAGCAUGGAGGAAAGUUUUUAUCUUCAGGCAUCUUUGGACUCGUCUGAUUCUUUAUCUGAAAGGAGAAAUCCUAUAGAGCCUACCAUGAGCUCUUAUUAUUUAAAGAGUGUGACACCAAAUGCUUUUGAAGCUGCCCUACGUCAUAAGGAGGGUGAACUUGCAUCUUAUAUGUCAAGAUUGGCAUCCAUGGAAUCCAUUCGUGACUCUCUUGCUGAGGAGUUGGUUAAAUUGACAGAGGAGUGUGAAAAAUUAAGGUCAGAAGUGUCUGUGCUGCCUGGCUUAAAAGCAGAACUAGAAGCAUUAAGACGAAGGCACUCUGCUGCACUAGAGUUGAUGGGUGAAAGAGACGAGGAGCUUGAAGAGCUUCGUGCUGAUAUUGUGGACUUGAAGGAGAUGUACAGAGAACAAGUAAACAUGCUUGUAAAUAAGAUUGCUGCUUCAUAGGGAGGUCACUUCUCGGGGUAGUUUCUUCCAUAUGAAUUUCAAUCUAUGGUACAUGAUGUAGUAUAUGAUGGAUGGGUAAAAUACAUUAUAACAUCAAGAUUCUUUUUUUUAUUAUUUUCUCAUAUGUUUAUUUUUCGUCUUGCAUUGCUAUUCUUAAUGCAUACAUGUAUAAAUACCUGAAAGAUUUGGCUUCUGUAUCUCCGUGUGCACAAUGGUGUCUUUUUAUUGUAUUGUGAGGUGAGUUUGAGAGAAAUUUGUUACUAAGUUUGACACGGAUGUCUUGUUUAUUUUGUAACUUUUGUUUCUAGAAUUGAUUUAACUAUGAGAAC
Molecule: messenger RNA, 3221 nt
Organism: Lactuca virosa
Lineage: Eukaryota; Viridiplantae; Streptophyta; Magnoliopsida; Asterales; Asteraceae
Source: the annotation of a GenBank genome assembly